Molecule: messenger RNA, 956 nt
Organism: Cladocopium goreaui
Lineage: Eukaryota; Dinophyceae; Suessiales; Symbiodiniaceae
Source: the annotation of a GenBank genome assembly
GCUGUGACACAUUCCUCCGGUGCAAAAAACUGCAAGUGGUGCAGCUGGAUACGGAGAUGCUCCGGGUGAACUUGGCGCCAAAGUUUGCGCGAUGUCUGAGUUCCACAGCCAGCGAGGCUGUGAGAACGGUACCCUAUUUGGAGUAUGCCCGCAGCGCACGGCAAGAUGUGGCAGAGGUCAUGCGACAGCUUGAGGGCUCCCAUUCUGAACGAUUGCAUGGGCUGUCCUCCAUGGCGCUGGACAUUUGGCCCAAGGAGUCGCCGCAGUGGCGUUUAGCAGGCGAAGUGGUGCCACAGGAGAUCGAAGCCAAAGCCCUGCAGCAGGAGCUCAGUGACGAGGGAACCUCCGGUGAAGCUAGAGCUGCCAUGCUUCGAGUGCUGUGUGGAAUUCGUUCGCGCCCCUCCUUGCGUUUGGCAGAGUCGGUGGCGAAGGAUGCCUUGGUGUGGAAGAUCAAUCUGCAGGAGCUCUGCAGAUGCAUCGCAGCCUUGGCCGACAGUGGAUGGCAUCCCAUGCCGAAGGACUCAAGCCUGAUGAUCUUUGCCAAAGAGGGCCUACAGCGCUUGGCAGCUGGAGCCAAGCUGCUGGAAGGGAAGCUCAGGGUGAGUCGUGGAUGGUUGGAGGGACCCCAGAUCGAGGCACUGGAGCAGCUGCUCACUUCGCACCGAGCUGCGUUGGCCUUGAACCUUCAGAGUUCGGCUUCGGGUCUCACCUCUGAACUCCGGAAGCGGGUGCUGCGGGCAACUUGGCUGCAAGGGCUACCAGGAUUCCGUGUCGCGGAUCUCUUUAUCCCAAAAAAUCCUGGUGUCCAGUGGGCUACGUAUCUCCUUGAAACUGCACGUUGCCUUGGUAACAUGGGCCCCGUUCCAACAUCGGCCACCGCAUUCUUUGAGGUGGUCCGAAACGAGAAGUCCCUGGGUUGCAAAGAUGGAUCGCAGGGGGGCAUCGGUCAGAUUUAA